Messenger RNA from Monosiga brevicollis MX1, 720 nucleotides. RefSeq lists its product as uncharacterized. NCBI's taxonomy places the organism in Eukaryota, Choanoflagellata, Craspedida, Salpingoecidae. The record is from RefSeq and is a predicted model, not a curated record. The transcript is spliced from 2 exons. The coding region runs from base 1 to 720 and encodes 239 amino acids.
AUGGAGCCGCCGGCCCCGGUUGACGUGACAGUCGAGGCUCAAAAGUUGCGCGACCAUGAUAAAUACCGAAAGAAAUUGAAGAACAACAAGGUCCUUAAGCGUGAGGACCAUGUCCGGCAACGCAUGAGUGAGAAGCGUGCCAUGGAGGCCGUUGCUCGUAAGCAGCAACAGGCUGCCAAGCAUGUAGGUGUUGUUAUUGCUGAACAAGCUGUCGCUCACUUGGCACGAGGCCAGCCGUUUACACCACACUCACGGCCCUCGCAAUCACCUGGGUGGUUUGUGCUUCGUUGGAAUGUGGCCUCUGUGCUCCAUCCAAUAUUCAACUGCCAGGACGCUAUUCGAGCCAAAUAUGGACUGUCUGCCCCUGACUCUGGCCCAUCGUCCACGCUGGGUGCACCAGGCACCGAUCUGAUCAUGUGUGGUUACCUCGAAAAGCGGGGCAAGCUGAACAAGGCUUUUAAGCGACGGUGGUUUCGGAUCGUGGGCCUCGAACUUGAGUAUUACGAGGACGUGGACGGUGUGAAAAAAGGAAGCGUGGGCAUUGCAUAUCCCUGCGUCUGCCAUAUCGAGGACUGCAAGGGUCGGCCUGAAUUGCGAGUGCGCUGCAGUCGCGACUCCCGCGUGUAUGCCCUGAGGUCCGAGUCGGACAGCCUUCACGAGCUUAAUCAGUGGAAAACUGCGAUCGACAACCAGCAGAAGCGUGUCCCUGGCCCGCGGUAA